Marchantia polymorpha subsp. ruderalis is the source of this 2843-nucleotide messenger RNA. The record is from the annotation of a GenBank genome assembly. Lineage: Eukaryota; Viridiplantae; Streptophyta; Marchantiopsida; Marchantiales; Marchantiaceae.
CGCCGGACCCUCGACGGAGCUGACCGAAAUGCGGCUGCGAAUCGGACUCCGUCAGAGCAGAGCAAACGGGCACGCCGCCGAGCGCGCGAAUCGUUGCGACGGAGAGAAGGGAAAGGCGAUUAUCCGAUGUGGGGCCUGCGGGAGGUUGUUCGGUUUGUCGGGUCCCGGGGGUAUGGGCGGGGUAAAAAACUCUGAGGCCAUUUACACGCUGGGAGAAAAAAGAGGAGGAGCGUGUGAGUAACUCUGACCAACGCUCUGCCCGGGAGUCCGGACGAAAUCUGACUUGCUAUCGGCUGCUUUUGGGGCGAGGGCGAAGAGCAAGAGGAGGAAGGACGGAGCGUGGGGCAGGCGCGGGGUCUGGCUCGGCUCCAGGAUUUGAUUCUCGAGCGCGGCCCGUGCUCCGGAUUCAAUCUUGCGCGUCCCGCAGUGGCUGCAGCCGAAGCUCUCGAGGGCGCCGAGACUUUGGUGCUCUGCUUGACUGCGAGCUCGCUGCGUGCGGAGGAGGCCUGCGGAGGCGAGCGGAGUUUCUGUGAUCAAUUCCUUGAUCGAUCUGUUCACUGUGAGCGGUGGUUGUCGUCGUCGUGGCCUCGUUGGGCAUCUUGCUCAGUUGGACCUGCGUGGGAGAAGCAUUAAUUUUGCUUCGUAUGGUGUGCGAGUCACACGCAGUCACCAUUCCUUCUUCUUUCUGCUGCCGUUGCCGCCGCUGCUGCUGACUGUGAACCGAUCUCAAACCUUCCGGAGAUAUCUGCCAUUCUCUUCCUGCGUUCGUUCUCAGACUUCUUGUUCUGGUCUACACUACAUCUCGUUUCGUGGAUUCAAGUUCUCUGAAUGUAGCAGAAUUACGAGCCGGAUCUCGUUUGAAAGACCUCGUAUCUCAUCGUGCCUUUUUCGUUUCCAGCCUACUCUGCCCACGGCUUGAUCAGUUGUUGCUGUCUGUGUUGCUUUACACCCCCUGUCCAAGCUAUACGCGAAUACAAGGCAGUCAAAGUGAACUCCGUUGAGUGCCUCCCUUUGUGCGUGUGUCUUCUUUGUAUCUUCGUACUCUCGUCGCUGAGCGGGACAGAACGGCGUCAAGGCGUACUAGUCAUCUCAGGACUUGCAUUACUCUGGAUUUUUAUCUCCAUGUGGUAGGGAGGGUUUCAGCAGGAAUUCGGUGCCACACUAGUAGAGUUGAGCACCGAUUCCUUGCGUAAAAUUGGGCAAGUAACGCGUGGGCAUACCACUGCCGGGGACCGCAUCUGGGGAAUUAGGUUCAAUUUGCUUGGUAGAGAGAAAAAUGUCGGUUGUGGUUGUUGGACGGGAAGGGUUGACUUCUCCCUUUCGGACGUCGGAAGAUUACCUGGCGAUGAGAGAUCAUGCCUUGCAGUCUCAGCACCUGGUACAGGACGACGCCUCGUCUCACAUCAGCGGUCUCAACGACGGGGACUUAGAAGUUGUGCAAGCAGCGCCCGAAGAUGAAGAAUCUUCAGCUUCUUCAACUCCUCGCCAUAGAGCUCCCCCGGCGGGAACUGUAGAACAGCAACAAACGUCGGAGUCUCUUGGCUUACUGGAAUAUGGGUGUGUACACUAUCGGAGAAGAUGCCGCAUUCGCUCUCCUUGCUGCGGCGAAAUUUUUGACUGCCGUCAUUGCCACAACGAAGCAAAAAAUGCGAACGAGCGGGAUCCCAAAAAACGCCACGACCUUCCGAGACAUGCAGUGCAGUCGGUCAUCUGUUCACUCUGCAAUACUGAACAAGAGGUCCGUCAAAAGUGCAUAAACUGUGGAGUGCGAAUGGGGGAGUACUUUUGUGAUAAAUGCAAAUUCUACGAUGAUGAGACCAAGAAAGAGCAAUAUCACUGCGAUUCAUGUGGUAUUUGCAGAAUUGGAGGACGAGAUAAAUUCUUCCACUGCGAGAAAUGUGGUUGCUGUUAUUCAACCGUGUUAGAACAGGGUCAUCCUUGUGUGGAGAAAUCUAUGCACCACAACUGUCCUGUAUGUUUUGAGUAUCUUUUCGACUCGAUGAAAGACAUUACUGUCAUGCCUUGUGGACACACAAUGCAUUUGGAAUGCUUGAAGGAAAUGCAAAAACAUUCUCAGUAUUCUUGCCCAAUGUGCUUGAAGUCUGUCUGUGACAUGACGAAAAUGUGGGAGCGAUUGGAUCAAGAGGUUGCUGCGACACCCAUGCCAGAGGCCUACCUGAACAAACUGGUUUGGAUCCUGUGUAAUGACUGCGGAAUCACGAGUCAGGUUGCGUUUCAUAUACUGGCACACAAGUGCACUCACUGUACCUCCUACAACACACGGCAAACGAGGGGUCCUCCUUCAACAUCACGAUCUUGAGAGGCCUAACCUUAUCACGACCCUUUUGAAACGAAUGCCUAUAACAUACCAUUCUUUUAGACAGGAUAGUUUUCUUUAUCUUGUUUUUGCUUUCUGGCAUGUGAACAUUGAGAUCUUUUAAAACUGAUCUAAGCCGAUCAAUAGUCUUGCAGUCCUGUAGGAAGGCAUAGACAGGUCCUUCGGCAGUAGAAUUAAUUCGGUCAGCAACUGUAAUAUAAGGCUACAAGACCCAAUCAGACGAAGCGGGUUUGCAGCACUGGGUGAAUUUUCUUGCGUAGAAGAAGACAAGGGGGUCGCUAGUUCUAUUUGCUCAAGCAUCAAUACUUUAUUGAGGCCUUCAAAUGAGUGCCUUUAGUUUCAUACGGAUGAAGGCCUACAGCUCAAGAGGCCUGGGACCUGCAUAACACUCGAGGGUGGUAGUCUUUUUAAGUGAUGCUCCGAUCAUCAUCAGCAGAACCGGGAGCGGUAAAAUCUCUGUAACAUUCAUCUUCACAUCUUGAAUGACGUCCACAAACUUGGUCAU